This is a messenger RNA of Pieris macdunnoughi, 1113 nucleotides long. NCBI's taxonomy places the organism in Eukaryota, Metazoa, Arthropoda, Insecta, Lepidoptera, Pieridae. The record is from the annotation of a GenBank genome assembly.
AUGAAAUUGCGCGUGCACAAGCACAACGUACUUGACAUCGACAACAUCGAGGUGAUUCAAGAUUGGAAGUUCCGCCGCGGCUGCCAUCACGAAGCAGAGCACCCACACCAUCACCGAAACCCGAGUCGGCUGGCUCGUCGCGUUCUAGGUCCGUCACGUCGGCCUCGUCCUCGUGCACCCGCUCGAGCCGCUCGCAGCGUGGUCGCGAGACGCCAUCAACGCGGUCGAGGUCAACCGGCUAGCCGCCGCCCCAUACACCGUCGCAGGAGCCGUCAAGAUACGAAAGUACUUUUCACGAAAAUAUUUAGUGCUGCGGGUCGUCUUUGGGAUUACCACUUCACUAAUUACGUGAUUUUAGGUAUGGUAGACGACGAACUGCUGCAGGUAUUGGCAGAAGAUCCAUCAAGGUCUAAUACUCCAGGUAAAGACAUACAGUCUGAUCUUGCAGUACGCCGACAACACAUAGCUACAUCUGGGUUGUCUAAAGAUACAAGAAAAGAACUUUUAUCUAAGUACCUACUGCCAGGGAAGUGUACCCUAAUCAAUGCACCUGAUUUAAACGCUGAGGUAAAGGCCGCGAUCUCAGACACGGUUUAUAAAAGAGACCAAGCACGCAACAAACUCAGAAAAAGUAAAAAUAAAAAUAAUGGCAAAAAUAAUUUAAACUGGCGAGCUCCUCUCCCGAAUCACAGGCAGAAAGGGGCAUCAAGGAUGAAGGAGCCUGCUCGCAAACCGCGGCCCGAGAACUACUACAGGCAGUCGUCGCGACCAGCGGCCCCCGCCGCCGCCGACAGCGCCGCGCGCGAGUUAAGAGAAAAAGAAAGAUUAAAAUAUUUAAAGAAAAAAGAGAAAGGUCAGGUAAAAUCAGCUAUUCAUAUGAAUGCUAGAGAACUUAGACAAAAGCGAAAACAAUUGAAAGAAAAUAGUAAAGUGUAUAGGAAUAAAAAAGCUAUAGCACAUCAAAAUUUACAACGAAUACUUGAUUAUACACCUCCAUCUAGCCCAGUAUCAGUGCAACAACUGAGAGAAAAUUUAGCUGCUCGAAAUAGACGACAGAUGCGAAGGCGACGUGCUGUUUUGUAUGCAAAGAUUGCAUAUUUGGAAAAAGACUGA